This is a messenger RNA of Cuscuta campestris, 2195 nucleotides long. NCBI's taxonomy places the organism in Eukaryota, Viridiplantae, Streptophyta, Magnoliopsida, Solanales, Convolvulaceae. The record is from the annotation of a GenBank genome assembly.
UAUGAGUUUUAAUUUGAGGAAUUAGAACCGUCGUCGGCUUUAAUUUGUGGCGGAAGUAGACGGUGGAAACAUCGGACCACUUAGGCUAACCACCACAGGGACAGGGGAUAAUCCAUCCAGCCGGAUCGGAGUAGGAGAAAACAACAACAUCGCAUAUCCCAUUGUUCUUCGCCUCUGGUCUCCGUUCUCCUCUGCCCUCCUCUUCAAAUUGAAUCGACAAAAUAGGUUAUUGAAUCGCAAUCUCCAUCUUCUCCGUUUUUUCCCGCCCUGUUGAAUCGCUCCUUUUCCGAUCUUAUCAAUCCUAUCCUAUUCUGGCUACUCAGACCGUCACGAGUAUCGGCAGCAAUCACCGCCGAUUCCCGACAAUCAGGUUCCGCUGGACGCUCUCCUCUCUCGAUAGUCCGACACAGGUCAGGUAAUUUUUUAUUUUACUUUUUCGAAAAGCCACCUAAUUUUUUUGCUCAAGGUUUCUUCUGCUCUGCUAAAUCAGAAGAAAGCUUUCUUCUGCUAAAUCAGUACAUUCUAAAGGUUUCUUCUGCUAAAUCAGUCUCUAUUAUUCAAUAGUCUUUAAAAGUACAUUGUUUGUACUUAUCUCCAUGCUGCUAUGCAAAUAGUAGCACUAGAAUAUGAACUUUUAGUUGGUGCGUGGCUAUCCAAAAGUCUCCAGCUUCUACAUAUUUGUUUGAACUGCUCCUUCAAUUUAUCAAUCAAAUAUACAUACAGGUUUUGCAUAUACAGAAUUAUCAAUGGAAUAAACUGCUCCUGCUCUUGCUCCUGCUUGUAUAUAUUUACAUCCACUGAGCACUCUGGCCAUUGUAUUUUUAUUUCAAUUUUAUUGCAUUCCUGAUGAAGUUUUUUCAGCUUAAUACAAUUGUUGCAUCCCUAAUUCUCCAUGAUGAUUUGUGAUGAACUGUACUUUUUGGGUAUAAUUGCAUUUUGUAGUCUUUCUUGAUGAAGGUCUUUUUAGUUUAAUACAAUUGCUGCAUCCCUAAUUCCGGUGAUGAUUUGUGAUGAACUGUAUGUUUUGGCUGUAAUUACAUUUUGUAGUGUUUUACUUGUAAAACAUUUAAAAAUUCAAUUCUAAAAGGUAAAAAAAUGUACAGUUCGGUCUUUUCGGUCCAUACCGGUCCGGUCCAAGUGUUUUCGGUUGGUCCGGUCUAAAACCGAACAUUUAUAGGUCCGGUAUUUGGUCCUAAUUUUUUCCCAUUUUGGUCUUUGGUCCGAUUCGGUCUGGUCCUGGACCGAUGAACACCACUAUCUCCGACACCGGGAAAUGGAGAAGCACCGCCCUUCUUGUUAUAGACAUGCAGAAUGAUUUCAUACUACCAGGUGGCCCUUUGUGUGUCAGAGGCGGCGAAGCCAUCGUCCCCGGCGUUAUUAAGGCCGUUGAGGUUGCAAGAAGCCGUGGCAUGCCUAUCAUUUGGGUUGUGCGUGAGCAUGAUCCAUCUGGAAGAGAUGUGGAGUUGUUUCGAAGAGACUUGUACUCCCCUGGGAAGCCAAAACCAACUACCAAGGGGAGUGUGGGUGCUGAACUCGCGGAAGGGCUUGUUGUCAAGGAAGGGGAUUACAAGUUGGUAAAGACGCGUUUUAGCGCAUUCUUUAACACAAACCUCCAUUCAUAUCUUCAAACCAAUGCGAUUACCAGCUUAACCAUCACCGGUGUCCAAACACCGAAUUGUAUAAGGCAGACAGUCUUUGAUGCAGUGGCGUGGAAUUAUCAACCUGUAACUGUUAUUGUUGAUGCAACGGCUGCUGCAACAUGUGAAGUACAUGCUUCAAACAUAUAUGACAUGAAAAAUAUUUGGGUGGCGACGCCCACGCUGGAAGAAUGGUGUGAAGGAUCCAUGUGCUAACUUGGCAUUGCAACUUCGUGCAUGUCUUUGUAUCUCAUGCUAUAUAUUUACAACUUGUUAGAUAGUGUCAUUGUAUCCACCUUAUGGUGUAAGUCAACCUUUAGAUGAAGACAAAGUAGGAUGUCGUUUGUCCAGGGGUACGUUGGCGAGGAAUCUCUCUUGAGGUCUUGGGGUUCUUUUUCCCCUCCAUUGUGAUCCCAAAAAAAAAAAACCACUUGUUAGAUUCACUUGUUUUCCUUUGUUGGUAAAACACAAUUUCUCUUAAAAAGUUCCCUUCUGUGUGGGAACUGUUGUAAGUUGUAAUGCAUACAUCAAAGCAGAAAUUAAACUGCAUAUUUCUAU